GCGAGAGCAACAUAAGGGAGCAGCCAUAGCCUAUAAAAUAAAAAGUAGCGUACAUUCACUGCUGAAAAAGCAGGAAAAGCUUAAAAGUAAUUAACAAUUUGAGUAAAAUGACAGUGUUUCUGAAAGUUUAAUAUUUAUUUCAAAGUUAUCACCAAAGAGGAAAAAAAAAUCACUCACCGACCUACUUUUUUUAAUAAUGUCUGUCUGUUAAUACAUAACUUCAAACUCUCAGCUGACAGGUUUGGUUUUAACUGACCUUUAAAACACUCAUUUGGUUUUAAAUUACCCCUGAAACAUGCAAACGAGUUAAUGCCAAAAUUGCAACACUGUGUCAGGCAAGAGUCACUUUGAAUCCUCCCAUCAACAUGAGAGCUACCUCAGGAGUGACUUUUAUUCUUUGUGGAUUACUUGUUUGUGCAUCCAAAGCAGCUGCCCAGUCAUGCAGAGGACAGUGUGGAGACAUUAUGGAGGACUGCUCCUGCCACACAACUUGUGGGUCAUUGCUGACCUGCUGUGCAGACUACAACCAGUCCUGUUUGCAGGUGUCACCUCACUCCAGCUCCAUGCUGGGUGGAAGAGCCCUCAGGAUACUCAAUUUGGUCCUUAAUCCUGCAGGGCAGCUUCUCUGCAGGUUUAAAGGAGAGAUCAACAAAGAAGGCUUUAUAGAUGCUGAAGGCCGUGCCUACUGUAUCUCUCCUCUGUUGUUUGAGACGGGUUGGAUUCCAUUUAAUGUCUCAACUGAUGGAUUACAUUUUGACAGAUCUGGAGAGUACUUGUCAGUGCACCCCAGUAAAGCAGACCCUGCCUAUCAAGUCACCCUGAUGAAUGCAACACAGUGGCAGAACUACGGCACCUCAAACACAUCCGGACGGCUUCAGAUGACGUGGAACAGCUGUUUGAUUGCAGCAGAGAAGGUGAACAUAGAGCUGUGGGGUUACAGGGAGUCCAGGAGGAGCACAGGGGCAGGAGCGGAGUCUCUGCAGGCCGAGCUGAGGUAUCUGUACUCUCUGGGCGGGGAUCAGCCAAACACGGGCGCCUUCAGCUUCAUCCCCGAGCCCUCGCAGGACUACUCUGAGUGGGAGCUGGGGAACAUCCGCAUCACUGGUGGUUCUAAGUCAGAUGGUGAGAGAGACGUGCCGUGCCUCUGGAGUGGAGGUCAUGUGAUCGCCUGGCACCUGGAUCAAGCCUUCAGGGACGACUCUGCAGCCUGGGCAGAGAACAAGUGUCUGCAGUGGGACGAGGUGGAGAAGACGCUGCCCAACUUCCUGGAUGAACUCAUCCCUUGUCCGUGUACUCUGGCUCAGGCCCGAGCGGACACGGGCCGAUUCCAUACUGACUACAGCUGUGACAUUGAGAGAGGCAGUGUGUGCACUUAUCACCCCGGGUGUGUCCACUGUGUCCGAGCCGUUCAGGCCAGUCCUACACAUGGCUCGGGUCAGCAGUGCUGCUAUGACAGCACAGGCGCUCUGGUUUUGACAGGAGACUCGACCGGCGGCAGCACUCCAGACAGGGCGCACGACUGGGGCUCCCCUCCUUACAGGGCGCCACCACGGGUGCCGGGGUACUCUCACUGGCUUUAUGAUGUCAUGAGUUUCUACUAUUGCUGCCUGUGGUCCCACCACUGCCACAUCUACCUCAACCAUCGACCUUCCAGUGGAUGUCGCAACUACCAGCCCCCGAGAGCCGGUGUCGUCCUCGGGGAUCCACAUUUUAUAACGUUUGACGGCCUCAGCUACACUUUCAACGGUAAAGGAGAGUUCCACCUCGCGUCUUCGACAGACAGAGAGCUGAGCGUUCAGGCCAGGACAGAGCCGGUGAAACUCAAGAACGGUACCUUGGCCACGGCCACACGGCUGUCAUCAGUGGUUAUGAAGGAGAAAGCGUCUGAUGUCAUUGAGGUGCGUCAAGCAGAGGGCAACCUUCAGGUGCUGAGGAACCAAAAAGUCCUUCAUUUCACGGAGCAAAGAUGGAUGGACCUGCACGGAGUGUUUGUGUUCGCUCCCUGCCUGCAGAACGUGACAGUAAUCUUCCACUCUGGUGCUGCUGUGGAGGUUCGUGUGCAGGAAGGAACCAUGGCGGCGACGGUCCUCCUUCCAACAGAGUUUACAAACCAAACCAUGGGUCUCUUGGGUCUGAUGAACUCUGACCCAUCAGAUGACCUGUUGACCCAUGUGGGAGAGGUCAUCCCCCCAGCUGAUGUCACAGCAGAGGACAUCUUUACCUUUGGAGCUGGCUGGAACAUCUCAAAGACAUCCUCUCUUUUCACCUAUGACUCGGAGUAUCUUUUGGAUACCUACUAUUUCCCACCGAGCCACGAUCCUGCUUUUGUUCCUGCCUUUUCUCUUCCCGAGAGACCCGAUGACCCUCUGGUGGCGGAUAUGUUGAGGAUGUGCUCUGGAGAAGGAGCAGAGUUCUGUAAAUAUGACACCCUGACUACUCGGAGCCUUGAAAUGGGAAAUGCCACACUCAGGGCCUACCGGAGUCACCGAGCUCUGAUGGAAGACCUGGAGCCGGUGUCGUCUUGUGGCCGGCUCCCUACACCCAGGAACGGGAAGAAAAAUGGGACACAUUACCUUGAGGGGGACACUCUAAGUUUCACCUGUAGCAAAGGUUACAUACUGUACAGGUCAACGGAGCGUACCUGUCUGCAGGAUGGGACCUGGACGGGAGAGCAACCACAAUGUGUAACAGAUGACAACGUGGGGUUUGUUCUCGGCGCCAUUGGUUCCCUCACUGCACUGGUAACCAUGGGAUUGAUGGUCAAACUGCACAACAGGAAGCAGGAAAGGGAGAGAAAACAGAAGCUGGAUCAGAAGGCAGCCCAAGAGCAGACUUGCUAAGUCUUCUCAGAUGAUGGAUCACUCCAACCUCACAUCUUAGUUUCCAGUUAUGUAAAAGAGCGCUAAAAAAUCAAACACAGCAUUUGAAAAUCACACACAGACAUCAGAAUCAGAAUCAGAAUCAGAAAUACUUUAUUUAUCCCAGGGGGAAAUUCAGUCAUUACAGUUGCUCCUAUACACAAUAAGUAAGAAUAUCAAAUAAUAUUAAAAGAGGAAAUUAAUUAAUAAGAUAUAAAUACAAAAACAAUGAAAAGAAUGAUAAUAAAAGUAUGUACAGAAGACAAAAUAAGCUAGGGCACUCUGGUGGUCUGUCUGGAGUCUGGCUAUGGCAGCGUUGAGAACGUUGGACGCCGUAGUCAGUUUUGCAGAGGCCGGAUGUAAACAGCUACCAGUAUGACAUGUGAGAUCUCCCUGCGCAGACAACAUGGUUGGAGGCCCACGGCGCUCUCAGUGCUAUCCCGGUCUGCCCGGACAUUCAGGAAGCCGUCGAUGGAGACGUUGUGGUCGGGAAUAUCCAGAUGCAGCCACGUUUCCCUGAAACACACCAUGCUACAUUCUGGAAACUCCGUCUGACUCCUGGCUAGUCCUGUUAGCCAGUCCAUCUUAUUAGCCAGAGAUCUCACAUUGCCCAUGAUGAAAGAGAAGAGAGACAUGGCUUCUAUCUCCUCUCCAUAAACCUCCAUCCUCUUAUACACGCUCUCCUCCCUCGUAGCUUUAUUCCUCCUCUGCCUCUGUGCGUCCUCAGACAUGUCGCUCAUGAAGCUGAUGGUCAUCUUUUGACCCGAUGAUCUAAUAAUAAUAACACCAACUGGGAUUUAUAUAGCGCCUUUCAAGAAACCCAAGGUUGCUUCACAGGGUCAGGUAGGGGUCAAAAGGGUAGGUGGGGACAACACUAGCUAAUGGGGAAAGGCCUUGAGGAAAAGGUGCGUUUUGACUGCUUCUUUUAAAACAGUCCAGGGUUGGGGCGCUAAGGAUGUCGGGAGGGAGAGAGUUCCACAGAGUAGGGGCUGCAACACGGAAGGCUCUGUCUCCAAAAGUCCGCAGCUUAGUCCGGGGGAUGGAGAGGAGACCCAGGUUCCGGGAUGGAGUGUGUCGGUGGAGGAGGUCAGCCAGGUAUUGGGGGAGCGAGAGCAUGCAGGGAUUUGUAAGCGAGGAGUAGGAGGAAAACCUCAGGUGCUCUCGAGGCUGUCAGCUGUGCUGCUCGGCCUCAUGUUUUCCCUCAUUGUUUAGUUUGGAGAAGCUCCAGGCCGUGGUAAAUGGCGCAUGGGUUGCGGAUUGAGGGCAUUGAAGUAGAAGCAGAAAUGCCAUGAUUGUUUUUGUAUCCCUGAUUUGCACGACUGAACGUCCUAUCUCUGCCAGAGACAGAACUGUAUAAAUACUACAUAGAGAUAUCAUCAUUACAAUCAACACUCCCUUUCUCCUGCUCAGUUUAAAACAGGAGCAGAUGUGUUCAUGUCGGACUGGAAGUGAACCUGAUCAUUUUUUGGUUGACAGACUUUGAACUCAUACGCAGCCUUUGUGUGGGCUCUCAGCCUUCAGUCAAGUUGAGAGCUUUGAUGAGAGACUGAGCGACAAAACAACAUAAAUGUUACAUAAAGGUCACCUCUUUGCACUUAAUCAACACUUGCAUUCUUUGCACUGCUACAUAUCUGUAAUUAAACACAAAUUGAAUGAGUAUAUCUUUAAAUGUUUUAAUUAAAGAUCAAUGAGGGAAUCAA
Messenger RNA from Notolabrus celidotus (New Zealand spotty), 4558 nucleotides. RefSeq names its product sushi domain containing 2 (gene susd2). The transcript is spliced from 14 exons. Lineage: Eukaryota; Metazoa; Chordata; Actinopteri; Labriformes; Labridae. The coding region runs from base 366 to 2840 and encodes 824 amino acids. The record is from RefSeq and is a predicted model, not a curated record.